GAUGAGUUGACGGCUUGUGUAGGCAAAGGCAUGUGUGGAUAGGGGGAAAGAUAGCAGGGUGGAACGUGGGAAUAAUUGAUUGAGCAGAUUCACAAAUUUUUGCAGGGAUAUGAUAUCAUAAAUUUCCAUUACAAUAACACAAUUUCCUACACUACUGUACUCUCUCUGAUCUUAGCUGCACAGAGAUCACAUGCGGGGUGGCCGGUGGCACCAUUAAACAAUUCUCCGCUACCUAUAUAUACACGCGCCACCACCUUCUAAACACCAAUCAAACACUUUCAUACAAAUUUCAAUAAUAUAACCCUACUAGCUUCUCCUCAUCGAAUCCGCCAUUGAUCAUCUUCUGAUCUUCUUUCUUGAUCAUUUAAUUUCACUGCAAGUUCAAGGAUGGGCGUUGUCAAUGGUGCAGUAGUCAUGUUUGGGGUUUUCAGCCUCUUCUUCGUCGUCAAUGUUAAAGCUUUCACGGCUUCUGGGUGGCAAAGUGCCCACGCCACCUUCUAUGGUGGCAGUGAUGCUUCCGGCACCAUGGGGGGAGCAUGUGGAUAUGGGAAUUUAUAUGCUACUGGCUAUGGGACCAGGACAGCAGCAUUGAGCACAGCACUGUUCAACAAUGGAGCCUCGUGUGGGCAGUGUUACAAGAUCAUUUGUGACUACCAAGCCGACCGUCAAUGGUGCAUAAAAGGAGCUUCGAUCACCAUCACCGCCACCAAUUUUUGCCCGCCUAACUACGCUCUUCCUAGCAACAACGGCGGUUGGUGCAACCCUCCUCGCCCCCACUUUGACAUGGCUCAGCCCGCUUGGGAAAAGAUCGGAAUUUAUAGAGGUGGAAUUGUUCCCGUUCUUUAUCAAAGGGUGCCAUGUAAGAAGCAUGGUGGGGUUAGGUUUACGAUCAACGGCCGGGAUUUCUUUGAGCUGGUGAUGCUCAACAACGUUGGAGGGCCAGGAUCUAUCCAAUCUGUGCAAAUCAAGGGCUCAAAAACCAACUGGAUUGCAAUGUCAAGAAACUGGGGAGCGAACUGGCAGUCAAACGCCUACCUCACCGGUCAAUCCUUGUCGUUCAAGGUCACAGCCACCGACGGUGUAACCAAGAUUUUCUCCGACGUUAUUCCGGCCGGGUGGAGAUUUGGGCAGACGUACUCAAGCCCAAUUCAAUUUGAAUAAGCCCAACCCAAAUAUUGGGCUUAGAUUUCUUGGCCCAACGGGCCGUGGCGUGCUUGGUAAUUUUCGAAAGCAGCCCGCCAUACUUUUGGGUAUGACCCAAAAUACACGGGCCUAGAUCUCUCUAGUCCAAAAUUGGGGCCACUAAAAUGAUUAUAUGAUACUUUUGAUUACAAUUUGUGCCCUCAACUUUUCUUUUAUUUCCUUCUGUGUCCGCUUGUAAUACCUACAGCUCCAUGUUAUAUUCAUAUACCAAUUUUAUUGAGUUUUACCAAAUAAAUUUUAUGUGAUUUAAUUUUGAG
Messenger RNA from Ipomoea nil (Japanese morning glory), 1460 nucleotides. Its product is annotated as expansin-A11-like. The transcript is spliced from 3 exons. Gene Ontology annotation, cellular component: extracellular region. Lineage: Eukaryota; Viridiplantae; Streptophyta; Magnoliopsida; Solanales; Convolvulaceae. The coding region runs from base 388 to 1161 and encodes 257 amino acids. Gene Ontology annotation, biological process: plant-type cell wall organization. The record is from RefSeq and is a predicted model, not a curated record.